Molecule: messenger RNA, 5172 nt
Organism: Python bivittatus (Burmese python)
Lineage: Eukaryota; Metazoa; Chordata; Lepidosauria; Squamata; Pythonidae
Product: neurexin-3-beta
Source: RefSeq, a predicted model, not a curated record
GAGAGGGAGAGAGGAAAAGAAAAAAGAAAAAGGACAGUGACUCGAUUCUGAUUUCUUUUGUGGAUGCUGGACUUUCCACUCUGUCUCUCCUCUUUUAACCUUUGCUUCUUCAGUCUGCUCCUUUUCAGUUCCUCAAGAAAAUCCGGCAGGUACUUUUCCAGGACACGCGCUGCGAGACCUCCUCAGCUGCCGCCCCGCAUUCGAGGAUAACGCGAUUCAGUUUGUCGAAUGCAUGUCCGCUGCUGUGUGCCUGUGGGCUCCCCGGCGCGUGUCGGUGUGAAAGAGGAGAUUAAAGCAUCCCCGCCGUGCAACCUUUGUCCGUGAAGAAGCAACCAAGCCAGCAACUGGAAUUGGGAUAAACCGGGGGGGAAAUCAAUAUCUUUCUAAGGUCUCUGGCCGCAUCCCCACCCCCGAAAAAAAACCUCCCCCUCUCCUUUCUCUAGUUAAAAGUGAGAGGCAGGGAGGGGGACGGGUAGGGGAAAUCCCUGUGGAUCGUGGGAGCCUGGAGAGAUAACGUGACAGAUGAGAGAAUAGGAUCCUUCUCUGCCUAGUAUGCGUGGCUCCGCUGGUCCUUCCUGGAAGCUUGCUACGUCUGAAGGGAACCUUACCCAAUAACGGGAAAAAAAGGAAAAAAAAGAAAAAAAAAACCACCCACCCAAACCAGCUCCUGGGAUCUAGCAGCGGUUGGUUUCAAUUGCUGGCUCGCUCCUGUGCUGCUCGGCUGCUUAACCCAUUCCUCGCCCGUUCCAUUGUGGCGCGCAACUCCCACUUUGGAAGCAACUCUUCGCUUUCCUCGCGCUCCCUCUUUCCCUUCCCUGCAGCUAAGUAGGAUGGGGACUUUGGCAUCAUGAAUCCGAUCCUUUUUUCCCGGCUGGAAUUUGAACUGCCCGGCCCGUAGUUGCUCCUAUUCUUCUUUCGGGGAUUUUGCCCAGUGCGCUUGACCAUGCAGGGCACUGCUCUGCGAACAGCACCAGGACGCUGUCCCGUGUGGACCCUGUGGAUGGGCUCCCUCGUCUGGGGAUGUAUCGUAAGCUCGGCGCGGAGUUCUUCCGGCGCGGAUUUGCCGGCCUCCUCGUCCGCCUCUUCGCAGGUUCAGCAAGAGCACCAUUUCCAUGGCAGCAAGCACCACUCCGUGCCUAUUUCUAUCUACCGUUCGCCGGUCUCCUUGCGGGGAGGACACGCUGGAGCGACAUACAUCUUUGGGAAAAGUGGAGGCCUCAUCCUGUAUACUUGGCCAGCAAAUGACAGACCCAGUACAAGAACAGACCGCCUUGCUGUUGGGUUCAGCACGACAGUAAAAGAUGGCAUCUUGGUACGGAUUGACAGUGCCCCUGGCCUUACUGACUUUCUACAACUGCAUAUAGAACAAGGCAAGAUUGGUGUAGUCUUCAAUAUUGGCACAGUAGAUAUCUCUAUCAAAGAAGAGAGCACUCCUGUGAAUGAUGGCAAAUACCAUGUUGUGCGUUUUACCCGAAAUGGUGGUAAUGCAACACUUCAGGUGGAUGGCUGGCCGGUGAAUGAACAUUACCCUUCAGGAAACACUGAUACUGCGUUCCAAUUGGUAAAACAGAAAAUCCCCUUCAAAUAUAACCGACCCGUAGAGGAAUGGCUGCAGGAAAAAGGACGACAGUUAACGAUCUUCAACACCCAGGCUCAAAUAGCCAUUGGAGGAAAAGAUAGAGGGCGUCUCUUCCAAGGUCAGCUUUCCGGUCUUUAUUACAAUGGCUUGAAAGUCUUGAAUAUGGCAGCAGAAAACAACCCAAACAUCAAAAUCAAUGGAAGUGUUCGGCUGGUUGGUGAAGUGCCAUCUAUUCUGGGGACAGCUCCCACAACCUCUAUGCCACCUGAGAUGUCCACCACUGUCAUGGAAACUACCACUACUAUGGCCACUACUACAACACGAAAAAAUCGCUCCACACCUACCAUUCAGACAACAGAUGACCUUGUUUCUUCAGCAGAAUGUUCUAACGAUGAUGAAGAUUUCAUUGAAUGCGAGCAGAGUGUAGGUAAGCCAGGAGGUGAAUUAGUUAUCCCUCUUCUUGUAGAAGACCCUUUAGAUACCCUUCCUAUUACUACUCGUGCACCUUUCAUUACACUCCCCACUACCUUCCGUCCCCUCCUCACCAUUAUUGAGACCACCAAAGAUUCCCUGUCCAUGACCUCUGAGGCGGGGUUACCUUGCUUGUCGGACCAAGGCAGCGAUGGUUGUGAUGAUGAUGGCUUGGUGAUAUCUGGGUAUGGCUCAGGGGAAACUUUUGACUCUAACCUACCCCCUACUGAUGAUGAAGAUUUUUACACCACCUUCUCCUUGGUAACAGAUAAAAGUCUUUCCACUUCAAUCUUCGAAGGUGGCUACAAAGCACACGCACCCAAGUGGGAAGCCAAGGACUUUAGACCUAACAAAGUCUCCGAAACUGGUAGGACUACUAUCACAGCUUUGUCCCCUGAGCUGAUCCGCUCCACAGCUUCGUCCUCGACUGGGAUGGUGCCCAAAUUGCCAGCUGGCAACAUGAAUAACCGUGACCUCAAACCCCAGCCUGAUAUAGUCUUGCUUCCGUUGCCCACUGCCUAUGAGCUAGACAGCACAAAACUGAAGAGCCCGCUAAUAACUUCCCCCAUGUUCCGUAAUGUGCCCACAGCAAACCCCACGGAGCCAGGAAUCAGACGGGUUCCGGGGGCCUCAGAGGUGGUCCGUGAGUCGAGCAGCACAACGGGAAUGGUCGUCGGCAUUGUGGCUGCUGCUGCCCUCUGCAUCCUGAUCCUCCUGUAUGCCAUGUACAAGUACAGGAACAGGGACGAAGGGUCCUAUCAGGUGGACGAGACGCGGAACUACAUCAGCAACUCAGCCCAGAGCAAUGGCACGCUCAUGAAGGAGAAGCAGCAGAGUUCAAAGAGCGGCCACAAGAAACAGAAAAACAAGGACAAAGAAUAUUAUGUGUAAAAACAAACAAACAAAAAAAUACAUAUUUAUAUAUAAAUAUAUAAAUAUUGAAUGAGCUAUAACUGAACCAAAACUGUUGCAGCCAACGAGAUUGGGAGCGACCCUUUGUGGUUUGAGACCAAUGUCGAGCAUAAACAUUUCAGUCGUUGACUGCUAAGUUUUCAGUCACUGCUUGGAGUCCCCAAACUCUGCCCUCCUGUAUUAUAAAGCACACGUCGUGUUCAGAAAAAGGCCUCCCCAGCAUAUCCAUGUUGGCAGACUUAAAAGCCUUUCGAGCUCCUCCUCAGCUGAACUGUUCUGCAAGGGCAGAAGACUUCAUGGCUUACUUGUUUCGUAUCUCCAAGUGAGUCUUUAAUGAUGUUCACAAUCUUUGACUGUACGCUAUUUUUUUUCCAGUUUAUUAUUUUAAAAAAUAACAAAAAAUAGAAAAAGAAAAAAAGUGGAAAUGUUAGAAACAAAACAGAACAACUGAUCUGGCCAUGUCCAGCCCGAGUAUCAUUUUUCAAGAUGUGAGGGGGAAAGAAAUAAUAAUAAUAAUAAUAAUAAAUGGUUUGGGGUUUUCAUUAUAUUUUUUGUCUGAGUUUUUUUCAUUUUCUGUGAGAGGUUUUGGGAGAAUGAGCCAGGACAUAAGUCAAGAAGAAAUCUUGGGGAAAAAAAUAUCAUAAAUAAAGACUGUUGCCAUAUAUGAACUCAAGUUCUAUCCACAGUGUUUGCUCUACAUAUCAGGUUGUGUUGUCUCUUGAAUCUGUUGUCUGCAGUAAGUUGUUAACAUAAAAAACAAAGGUGAGGAAAGGGCAGUGAUGGUGAUCAUGCUGAAAAUGAUGGUCAUGGAAAAUUGAACAGCCCCAGAUACUGGCUCUAAUAUUUGAAAGCAUAGUCAUAAGAGGAUAACAGUUUCUUCUUUGACUGGGAGCCCCUAGCCAUGUCUGACUACCAUUUGCUCAACUAUGGGGAAAAAGAAAAAGAAUUUCAAAAUCAAACCAAAAUAGUUAUUCUGAAUUGAAUAAUCCAAGCAAAAAUAAAGGAGCCAUUGUCUGGUUCCUUGGCUGAUGACACUGAGUGAAUGCAAGGAGUAGUAAUCAACUGAAUAAAGUCUUUAGAAAGAUUAUAGAGUUUGUCUUGUGACAAAACCAUAUGUCAGACAAGUAAAAAAAUGUUAUGGAGGAUUACAAAAUAGGGGUGUUUUUUUAAAAAAAACAAAAUCAUGACGGUAUGUUUCAUAUGUGACAAUUUAAUUUUGUAGAUUGACAUUUCUGAUUUGCUGUCCUUCCAUUUGCCCUAUUCUCCCUUUCCCUUCACUUUUAUAUGAAAGAAGAUAAAUUUAAAAAGUCCUUAUGACACACAGAAAAAAAGGAGCUUAUUAAUAGUAUAAUAUAUAUAAAUAAAUAAAUAUAAAUAUAAAUAUAUAUAUAUACAGACACAGAUAUAUUUAUCAUGGUAUGUUUGAUGGGACGACUGGAACAGAAAUGCUGUUAAAAUCUUAAUAUGAAAUGAGACUGUUGUAAAGAAAAAAUGUUUUUACAAAACAGCAAAAAUCUAAAUUUUAAAAAAUGUGAAGAGAGUGUGCAUUUUAACCUUGUCACAGUUACCUGUGUCAAAAAAACAACAACAACAACAACCAUUUUCAGACAAAAAAAAUUUUGUUUACAUAUUUUACUACAAUUCUUUUUUUGGCUGGUGUAAUUUCUAGAUGGGUACCCUGAUGUACAUAUAAUGCUCUGAGAUUUCAUUGGGUUGUUGAUUAUAUUCAGUGUACUUAAUUUUGUUUGAUUGUCUCUCUUUUUUUAAACUCUUCCAUUAUUUUUUUAAAAAGAGCAACUUACUGUACAGUAAAAAUGACCAACUGGUGUUUUCUGGCCACAAAUAUCAUGUGCAAAAAUAACAAUAUAAUAAUAAAGAAAGCAAACAAGAAAGACAGAUUGAUAGAAACAGGGAAAACACACAACUUAGAGGACUCUGGCAAACAAAAAAUGUACAAUUUUCCUGUGUACAGAUGAAAUCUAAUCAGCUGUUUAGGUUUAGAAAUCUACUCUUGCUGGUGUUUAUAAGUCGCAUGAAUCUUUGAAGACGUGUUAUCUAAUGCACACGUGCACAUGGGAACAAUAAAAAGAAGGCAGUCUUCUCAUAUGCUUUGAGAAGAGGCUUACCUGGCUAACAAAUCUUUUUGGUGUGUGUGAGGUUUGUUUUGUUUUCUUUGGUUUAAUUUUCAAUUAUUUUUUUACACUACAACA